CACAAAGCGACGAAGGUCUUUGUUUCUUUUGCACUUCAAUUAAUGAAAAAGCGGAAUUGUAAAAAUGGUUGAUCCUAUAUUUGACUACCAAUUUAGGCUCAUCCUUAUUGGUGAUAGCACAGUUGGUAAAAGCUCUUUAUUGAAAUAUUUCACUGAAGGAAAGUUUGCAGAGCUAUCCGAUCCUACAGUGGGAGUAGAUUUUUUCGCAAGGAUUAUAGAAGUACAAGACGGUACCAGAAUCAAGCUACAGCUAUGGGAUACCGCUGGUCAAGAGCGAUUUAGAUCUAUUACAAAAUCUUAUUAUAGAAACUCAGUAGGUGCAUUAUUGGUGUACGACGUAUGUAACAGGUCUAGUUUCGAGCACAUACCUCUUUGGAUGAUGGAGGCAAAGAGGCAUAUAGAACCACAUCGACCUGUUUUUGCUCUAGUUGGAUGCAAAAUUGACUUAGUCGGAACUGAUAACAAAAAUGGUGCAAGGAGAGAAGUAUCGUGUGAAGAAGCUAGAAUGUUUGCUGAAGAGAAUGGUCUUCACCAUGUAGAGACAUCAGCAAAAACUGGUCUUAAUGUAGAAGAAGCAUUUGUGCUAGUUGCUCAAGAAGUAUACAAUCGCAUUCAAACUGGUGAAUAUAAAGUUGAAGAUGGCUGGGAUGGCAUCAAGACUGGCUUCAACAGACCCAAUGGUAUGGAUUUCAAUCUUCUUGAAGCAGAAACAGUCCAAUCCACAUGCUGCUAGAACAACUGUUUCACUAGAUUUAAAUUCAUGUGUACAUAAUAUGACCAGUGAUUAAACUAUUGGGUGCUUAUUGGACUACCCAGGGCCGGAUUUAGAGGUGUGGGGGCUCUGGGGCAAGGAAGGAGUGGAGGCCCCUAACGAACCCAUUUUGACCUAUCAAAAUUUUUUCUUUUUAUCUCUGUUGUGGGGUCAGGUCCACCUGCCUUGCCUUUAAUUUGGCCCUGGGCUUACCUCUUCAUACUUACCUCUCUAUGAGAAGUAAUCAAGAAGUGCAGGUAAAUAGCAUCUAAAUAUCUGAUCACUUAUAAAGAUUCUUGCAGCG
Messenger RNA from Chilo suppressalis (striped riceborer), 1055 nucleotides. NCBI's taxonomy places the organism in Eukaryota, Metazoa, Arthropoda, Insecta, Lepidoptera, Crambidae. The record is from the annotation of a GenBank genome assembly.